Microsporum canis CBS 113480 is the source of this 2574-nucleotide messenger RNA. RefSeq names its product coatomer beta' subunit. Bases 1 to 2574 code for a protein of 857 amino acids. NCBI's taxonomy places the organism in Eukaryota, Fungi, Ascomycota, Eurotiomycetes, Onygenales, Arthrodermataceae. The record is from RefSeq and is a predicted model, not a curated record. Gene Ontology annotation, molecular function: structural molecule activity; protein binding. Gene Ontology annotation, biological process: endoplasmic reticulum to Golgi vesicle-mediated transport; intracellular protein transport; retrograde vesicle-mediated transport, Golgi to endoplasmic reticulum. Gene Ontology annotation, cellular component: COPI vesicle coat. The transcript has 6 exons.
AUGCGGUUCGACGUCAAGCGACAACUCUUUGCCCGCUCUGAGCGAGUUAAGGGGAUCGAUUUUCACCCCACAGAGCCAUGGAUUUUGACGACAUUGUAUAGCGGACAUGUCUACAUUUGGUCUUACGAAACCCAGAGCACUGAUGCUAGCCUAUUUCAGUCGAUUAUCAAAACCUUCGAGCUUACUGAUGUCCCUGUACGAGCCGGCCGAUUCAUUGCCCGAAAAAACUGGAUUGUUUGUGGCUCAGAUGACUUCCAACUGCGAGUAUACAAUUACAAUACCUCGGAGAAGAUUAUAUCCUUUGAAGCGCAUCCUGACUAUAUUCGAUCGAUCGCUGUUCAUCCAACGCACCCAUUUGUGUUGACAGCGUCAGAUGAUAUGACCAUCAAGUUGUGGGACUGGGACAAAGCAUGGAAGUGUGUGCAGGUGUUUGAGGGUCACAGCCACUACGUAAUGGGUCUUGCCAUCAACCCAAAACAUACCAACACAUUUGCUUCAGCCUGCCUUGACAGGACUGUUAAGAUAUGGAGCUUGGGCUCACCUAAUCCCAACUAUACUUUGGAAGCACACGAGACCAAGGGUGUAAACCAUGUCGAGUAUUACCCACAGGCUGAUAAGCCAUAUCUUCUCACAACCUCUGACGACAAGACUGUGAAAGUCUGGGAUUACACCACAAAGGCAUUGAUUGCUACCUUGGAGGGUCAUACUAGCAAUGUGUCUUUCGCCUGCUACCACCCUGAGCUCCCAAUCAUUAUAUCUGGCUCUGAAGAUGGAACCAUUAAGCUCUGGCAUGCUAACACUUACAGGCUAGAGCAAUCUCUUAGUUAUGGCCUAGAGAGAGCAUGGUGUGUUAGCUACCAACGUGGCAAACAGGGAAUUGCAAUGGGCUUUGAUGACGGAGCCGUAGUUGUUAAGAUGGGCAGAGAAGAGCCUGCCGUAUCUAUGGACGGGUCUGGUAAGAUUGUCUGGGCUAGACACAAUGAAGUCGUUUCUACUGUCAUUAAGGGCGGUGACUCAAGCUUAAAGGAUGGUGCCCCUCUCACUUUACCCACCAAGGAUCUUGGGUCCUGUGAAAUAUACCCGCAGACUUUGGCUCAUUCUCCAAACGGAAGAUUCGUUUCGGUUUGUGGCGAUGGCGAAUAUAUCAUUUAUACUGCCCUUGCCUGGAGGAACAAGGCCUUUGGCCAGGCUCUAGAUUUUGCAUGGGGAUCCAAGGACAAUAGCAACGAUUACGCCAUUCGGGAAUCAUCAACAAGUGUUAAAAUAUUCCGAAAUUUUAAAGAGAAGAGUGGUGGACUCGAUGUUGGUUUCCACGCUGAAGGCUUGAGCUCUGGUGUCCUCCUCGGAGUCAAGGGCCAAGGGGGCAUUGGAAUGUUUGACUGGGAGACUGGCAACCUUGUUCGACGGAUAGAAGUUGAGCCUAGAGCGGUGUACUGGUCUGAAUCGGGAGAACUGGUCGCCCUUGCAUGUGAAGAUACAUUCUAUGUGCUCCGGUUUUCACGGGAAGAUUAUAUUGCGGGACUCAACGCCGGAGAGGCUGAUGAGGAUGGUGUUGAGGCUGCGUUCGAGGUGGUUACGGAUGUUAACGAUACUGUGCGCACCGGUGAAUGGGUUGGGGACUGUUUUAUUUAUACAAACUCGACCAACCGAUUAAACUACCUGGUUGGUGAUCAGACUUACACGAUUUCACACUUCGACCAGCCGAUGUACCUCCUUGGGUACCUCCCACGCGAUGGACGAAUUUACCUUACAGAUAAAGAACUCACUACCGUCUCGUUCGCACUUUCGCUUUCUGUUGUUGAAUACCAAACUUUGGUGCUGCGGGGGGAUAUGGAUUCUGCGACGGAAUUGUUAGAGGAUAUUCCAAAGGACCAGAUGAACAAAAUUGCCCGAUUCUUGGAGGGUCAGGGCUAUAAGGACCUUGCCCUUGAGGUUGCCACUGACCAAGAGCACCGCUUUGACCUUGCUCUUGGGCUCGGAAAACUUGACAUCGCCCUUGAAAUUGCUAAGGUAACGGAUGUUGAACACAGAUGGAAGACUGUCGGUGAUGCCGCCCUUACAGCUUGGAAUCUCUCCUUGGCUGAAGAAUGCUUUACAAACGCCAAAGAUUUAGGAUCUCUGCUUUUGUUGCACUCAUCCAGCCGCAAUUCCGCCGGCCUUGAAAAAUUGGCUGAGCAAGCAAAGCAGGCUGGGUCACAUAAUAUUGCAUUCUCUGCUCUAUGGCAGCUGUCUGAUGUAGACUCUUGCAUUGACCUCCUUGUCGAAACAAACCGCUAUGCUGAAUCUGUCUUUUUUGCACAGACAUACAAGCCUAGUCGUACCCCAGAGCUAGCAGUCCAGUGGAAACAGAGCCUUGAAAAGAAUGGCAAAGCCAAAGUUGCCCGUAUUAUCGGUGUACCACCGGGUGCUGAAAAUGCCGAUGAUGACUUGUUUCCCGAAUGGGACAGUUAUCUAAAACUGGAGGCAGAAGGCGGUAUAAAAACGGCGAAUCUGAUUGAUGUUGAUGCUAAUGGUGAUGAUGAGGCAGACACAGAGCAACCCGCAGACGAACCUGUAAAUGGGGCUUCUGAAUAA